CCACUUUCGGCAAAAAACGUUGUCACCCGGUGACAUUUCCGUUCGGUCGUGUCGGCUUUUUUGAUGUGCCGCGUCUCGAUCCGUCAUUAUAAUCGUAAGUUAACGUUCCAGAAGGCUCAGAAUCAAAUCGUAAGUUGACGCACGGCUCGGCCCCACAAUCAGUAAAGCACCGCGUUAUUACGAAUCCGCAACGGCCCCCGCGGACACAACCAAAAUGCCAUCGGCGGCUAACGUCAAAAUUGACAAGCAGCAAAUCGCCGGCGAGGGUUCUACCAACGCUACGGUCGUGGUGGGCGACCCCUCAGUUACUGGCCCCAAUUCAACAAACCCCUUACGACAAGCCAUCAUCACCAUCGAACAUAAAAUACGAAAUUUAGAGAAACGAAAGGCAAAAUUAAUAUCAUAUAAACAACUACAAAGUUCUGGAAAGGAACUGAAUCAAGAUCAAAAGACGGCGAUAGCGAAAUUUGACGAAGUUGUACAAACGCUGGAUUUUGCUCGCGAUUUAUGCAAGCAAUUUAUUGGAUUGGCGCUUGUUUCUGAAAAGGAAGCGAAAAAGCAAGCGCGGAAAGAUGCUUUGGCAAAAAGUCAAUCUGAAUUGGCCAAAGUGCGUGAAGUACUUCUUGUGCAGGACGCCUUAACUCAAAUGGGACAAGAAAAUAUUAGGGACGAUUUUCUACAUGGAAGGAAUGGUGCUGCACAACUCAGCGAGACUGAUUUGAAAUUAUUAGACGAUUUGUAUACGAAUGUAACUCCCAAGCAUGAACCGGGUGAUUCUCAAAUAUUUUGCACCCAAAUUCAAGGCGCUGCAGAACAUUUGCUUGCUGUUGUUGAUGGUAAACCAAAGGAAAUCUUUGGAAGCACUUACGGACAUAUAAAAGACAUCAUUGGGAAGAUUCACGAAAGCGGAUAUUUCGAUCAAUCCCAGCAGGAACAAUUUGUUGAAGUUGUUGAUGUUGAAACCGAAGAAGGCGUCGUUGAAGCCACCCCUUCGUUGGAAAUAAUUAACCAUGAGAUGAUUGAAUCGAUUGACUCGAUUACGAUCGAGGCUCGGCCGCCACCGCCGCUACCCGUAGUUCAACCUUUAACGCCUGUUCAACCACCGCAACCGGUUGAGCCACCUCCGAUGGUGCCGGUAAUUCCGGCCGAUCAACAACCUAUUUAUUAUGCUGCCGCUCCGCAACAUCAGCCCCCCCAACAACCGCAACAGCAACCACAACAACCACCUCCAAGACCACUUUCCGAUGUCUUAGGAAAUGGAAGCUUCACUUUUUUGCAGGAUUCAGAAUUAGACACUCCACCAGAACAAAUUCCAAGUCAAACAUUUACCAAUCAAAGUUAUGUGCAAGGUCCGCCGCCUCCAAUUCCAAUGCCCCCACAUUUCCAACCGUAUCCGCAGCCGAUACCUCCUCAACAACAACAAGCGCAGCAGCAACAACAACAACCCCCACCGCCUCAACAACUUUCGCCGUCCGUUCCUCAACAAACCAAUAAUUUGGAUGAGGCGAACCAUCAUGAUCAUCAAAUGAAUGACGUACAAAAGCAACGGGGUGGUCGUCCGCGCGCUGUUGGCGGGAAUCAACAACAACCGUUUUACGCGAAUAACAACGGAUAUAGUAAUCGACAGCGGCAAAAUAGAAACGGCCCAGGACCGAGGUCAUCGAAUAAUAAUAACAGACAUAACCAAUAGCCAACGGAGCGCGACCUUCUUUCCUGUUUCCUAACUAAUAAUAACAAUAGCAUUUUCCAAGAAGCAGUUGUGUGAGAAGUUGAGAUGUGUACAACGUCAAUUUGCACGCAAAUGCGAAAAAAGCGAUAUAAAGAUGAUGAUGGACUAAAAAAAAUUAAAAAAAAAAAAUGAGACCGGCAUAAAUUAUUAACAAUAAUGAUAAUAAAAUUAAAAAUAAAAAGAAUAAUUGGAAACGGGGAUAACCACCUGUAAAUCGAAAUUGCGUUAAGUUAUUAUUAUUAUUUUUAGUUCAUUUUGGGUCCCGCAUUAUAAUUGUACAUGUGUAAGUGAAUGCAACACUGUUUAACAAUUUUUCGUUUUCCUCAGUUAAUAAGUGUAGUGUAAUUAAUUACUUAUUGCACAACUGUAUUCAAUUUAUACAGGGCAGUGUAAAUAUUUACCGUUUACGCAUUUUAUGUACUACUAUUACUACAAUGUAUAAGUAGGUUUUCUUUUUGUUCUUCUUUCCAAUAAGGUUUAUGUAACACGGUUCGUUUUUACCUUUUCAGUAUCGAUGAACCCUAGAUAUUUAAACUAAAAAAUAAAAUAUAAUAGACGUUCAUUCUUUCUAAGUGAUACUAUUUUGUUUUUCUUUUUUAUGCGAUCGGCAAAUUUAUUUUCAUUAAAUUAUAAAAUUUCAGACAUUUAAUUAAAGCGAUUUUACCGCCGAAAA
Messenger RNA from Onthophagus taurus, 2402 nucleotides. Its product is annotated as caprin homolog. Lineage: Eukaryota; Metazoa; Arthropoda; Insecta; Coleoptera; Scarabaeidae. Gene Ontology annotation, cellular component: cytoplasm. The record is from RefSeq and is a predicted model, not a curated record. Gene Ontology annotation, molecular function: RNA binding.